Molecule: messenger RNA, 1668 nt
Organism: Closterium sp. Naga37s-1
Lineage: Eukaryota; Viridiplantae; Streptophyta; Zygnematophyceae; Desmidiales; Closteriaceae
Source: the annotation of a GenBank genome assembly
AUGCAUCCCAAUCUAACAGAAGAGAUUCUUGUGAUCAACCACAGCGGUUCGGUUGACAUCCGUCCCACUGUUGGGGCGGACAUCACGUCCGCUACUGCUGGCGCAGGGCGUGCUGCAGGGAGCAAUAACUACACUGCUGCACUUGGCGGGCUGGUUGGCCAGGCGGAAGGGCGCACGUCCGCCGAUGCUGUCGCAGGGCAGCAGUUCCGCCGUGCUGCAGGGAGCAACAACGACGCUGCUGCACUUGGCGGGCUGGUUGGCCAGGCGGAAGGGCGCACGUCCGCCGAUGCUGUCGCAGGGCAGCAGUUCCGCCGUGCUGCAGGGAGCAACAACGAUGCUGGUGCUGAAGUGCGGACCUCAAGCAUGGAGCUUGAAGAAGCUCGGGCAGCUCAUCGUGCACUCCAGCGUGAGAACCAAAGAUUGCUGAACGAGAACUCCGACCUUCGGCGCAACCAGUCUAUGUCGGCCUCGCCUGGUGACCCGGCCACGAACUCCGCUGAACAGCAUGAAGCGUCUCCAAACACAGGUGUUGGCUCCAGGAAUGUGCAGUCUGAAAGGCACCCAUUGGCACCCAUCAACGAUCGUCUGCUUGGGAGGGCUGUGGGGAAUGCGCACGUUCGUGGUGUGGAGCACGGCGUGCAGCACCUGACAGCGGAGCAGGAGGUGCUCGUGUUUGACCUGGCAGCUGCCAUGAGGAGAGUUCCAGAGGUCAACAAAGGUCUUUACGUUGCCAUGCUGGAUGCCAUAACAAUUCUGUUCUGGGAGCUGGCAGACGACAAGAUGGAUUUCUGGCCGUCCCGGAGAGUGCUACUUGGGGCGAUUUGCGCCGCUCUCAAGUACAAGACUGCGGAGCAGCGUUGGGACCUUCUCAACGUGUACCUGUACGACCCCGUUCGGCGUCGGUACAUCAGGAACAAGCUGCAGGACGAGUGCCACAUCAUACUUACCAAGGGGCGGUGCGAACUCUACAAGGCGUACGACCUGUACAUCCAGCGUCCGGAUAAGAAUCGACAGCUCAUGGGCUCCACUUUGAUUGACGCUUGGAAGGUCCAGUACAAGCCUGGCGGCGCAGUGAGCAUUUGGUGUCGCCGCUGGUUUACCCCUCCCUUUGUAUUUCUCCUUUCUCCUGAAUGCACUCCACCCUCCCCUGCUAUCCCCACCCUCCCUGCCUUCUCUCCCCCUCAGACCAGGCGGCGCAGCGGCGCAGUGAGCAGUUGGUGUCGCCGCUGGUUUACCCCUCCCUUUGUAUUUCUCCUUUCUCCUGAAUGCACUCCACCCUCCCCUGCUAUCCCCACCCUCCCUGCCUUCUCUCACCCUCAGACCAGGCGGCGCAGCGGCGCAGUGAGCAGUUGGUGUUGCCGCUGGUUUGCCCCUCCCUUUGUAUUUCUCCUUUCUCCUGAAUGCACUCCACCCACCCCUGCUAUCCCCACCCUCCCUGCCUUCUCUCCCUCUCAGACCAGGCGGCGCAUGGAUGUGUCAUUCACCCUUCACACGUGGCAUUGCAGCGAGCAAGGCGUCCCGUUCUCCAACGCUGUGUUCACCCGUGGAAUUGCAGCAUCCUUCCGCCGUGAGGGCGAGGAUGUGCUAAUUCUAAAGCUGAGGCAGAUCGCAUUUUGGCUAUUCGGGGUGAGUCGGUGGGUAAUGGUGAGUGGGCUGGUCGGUGGGUAA